Dracunculus medinensis (Guinea worm) is the source of this 891-nucleotide messenger RNA. The record is from the annotation of a GenBank genome assembly. Lineage: Eukaryota; Metazoa; Nematoda; Chromadorea; Rhabditida; Dracunculidae.
AUGAAUGGUCGUUGGUGGCGGCAACCUGAGAAUUUUUCAAAGGAUGUUGGUAAGCCAGAGAAGAGCUGUUCUAAGUCUUGUUGCUCUAAUAUUGAAGAAUUCUUCGAUUGUACUGAUGAAACUAGUAUUAUAUUAGAUCGUAAAAAAGCAGCACCUUUAUAUGUUGUACCUCGCACAGUGGAAAAAAAAUUAUAUAAAUUUGUUAAAGGAAAAAACGGAGAUUUAUUUGCUGACUAUCUGUUGUUUGAAGAUUCCAUGAAAAGAGCCAAGGUAUCCUGGGAUGAUUAUUCUGCAUUAACUGCUGAGGAACGGGAUAUUUAUAUGGCACAUUUGAAAGCUGUAAAAGAUCGGAAGUUAACUUAUAAAGAUCCUAAAACUGGUUACAUUGUUAUGACAGUUUCCGUAUUAUUGUCGAGACGUUGUUGUGGAAAUGGUUGUCGUCAUUGCCCAAAACGAUUAUUUAGAUAUGAGAUGAGUCGACAUCGAACAAGGCCGCCGUAUCCAGGCAUUAUUCGUCGAACCCGUCUAGUUGUCGUCGAUAAUUCAGCUUUGGGAAAAGAAGCAAACUUGAGCGGUAAAUUGGCUUAUUGUAUCCAUGUUUGUAAAAGAGGAUAUCGUAAAAAGCAUAUGCCUCCAGCAGCGCUUGGAGAUAAAGUUCUUGUCGCAAUUCGUGGAGAGAUAAAGAUGGCGAUUAUUGUUGGAGCUAAUGUGCAUUAUGGUCAUAGAAAGCAUGGUGUACCAUCAACGGAUUCAAACAACAUUAUAUUGUUGAAUGAUGAUGGUAACCCGAUGGGGAAUCGAAUUCUUGCCCCUAUAUCUUCAAAGUUAUUGGUGAAACGCGACAAAAUGCAAUAUAAUAAAGUGUUGUCGUUGGCAACGAAAUUUAUUUAA